Molecule: messenger RNA, 6875 nt
Organism: Belonocnema kinseyi
Lineage: Eukaryota; Metazoa; Arthropoda; Insecta; Hymenoptera; Cynipidae
Gene: Hcf
Product: host cell factor 1
Exons: 9
Coding region: 685-5505 (1606 amino acids)
Biological process (GO): chromatin remodeling; regulation of DNA-templated transcription
Cellular component (GO): histone methyltransferase complex
Molecular function (GO): protein binding; transcription coactivator activity
Source: RefSeq, a predicted model, not a curated record
UUGGCGCAUUGUGUAUCACGCUUUGACGACUGGCGUUUACAACAAACGUUUUUGUGUUUAUUAAAGUGCGAAUUUUCAGCGUGCGGUUUUUAUCGAUUUGACGGGAAAUCUGCGAAUAAAUCUUCCUGGCGUACCGAGACUAGUGUGUGGCAGUUAACCUCAUCACGUUAACUCGCCGUCCCGACAAUGACGGUUGUGCAACUUGAAAAAUUUCUGUUCGUGCCACUAGCAGACGUUGACGAGAGACUUUAGUAGCGUGAGUGCAGUGCUGUAAACAUUGCAUUAGUAAAUAAUAUAGUCUGUGUAUACUUGCGUUUUGUUUUGUACAAUGAGUGUCGCGAGUUUCUAAUUUCCCAGAUCAAAAAAAUUUUUUAAAAUGUCUUGAUCCAAGACGUUUUGGCUCUAUUUUUCGCUGUUUUCCCGUUCCGUUUUAUUAGCAGUUUACUCUAUCGAUAGAACGAGGUUAGAAUCGAAGCGGAGGGUUUACAAGUGAAUAGUGGCGACUUUUCCUCCCUCUAGGAAAAAGUACGAUUAUUUUUUUAAAAGAGCGUUUUACACCCUUCAGUUGAGGCGAACCAGGGCAGAAUUUCGAUCAGAAAAAGGAAGCGAAUGAGUAAAAUUGUUUUCAUACGGGGGUGUUAGUAUGAUUGGUGCAUGAAAAAAAUUAUGUGAUCGACGGUCAUUAUGGCGGCACCCAUGUUAAAGUGGAAGCGGAUCACAAAUCCUGCCGGGCCUCAACCAAGACCGCGUCAUGGACACAGAGCGGUUGCCAUUAAGGACCUUAUGGUGGUUUUCGGCGGGGGUAACGAAGGAAUUGUCGAUGAACUUCAUGUCUACAAUACAGCAACAAAUCAAUGGUUCGUCCCGUCAACAAAGGGGGAUAUUCCACCCGGCUGUGCAGCCUACGGAUUCGUCGUGGAUGGCACACGAAUCCUGGUCUUUGGAGGAAUGGUAGAAUAUGGAAAGUACUCAAAUGAGCUCUAUGAGCUUCAGGCAAGUAGAUGGGAAUGGAAGAGGCUGAAACCAAGACCUCCGAAAAACGAGCAAGCACCAUGCCCAAGACUUGGACAUAGCUUCACUCUUAUUGGUAACAAGGUCUUCCUCUUUGGCGGCCUAGCAAAUGACAGUGACGACCCGAAAAACAAUAUACCAAGAUACUUGAACGAUCUGUAUACCUUGGAACUCCUUCCGAAUGGGCUCACAGCCUGGGAAGUGCCGGAAACACAUGGUCACUCGCCUCCGCCCAGGGAAUCACACACAGGUGUGGCCUACACCGAUCAAAAAACUGGGAAGUCGUGUCUGGUCGUCUACGGAGGGAUGAGCGGUUGUCGGUUAGGGGAUCUCUGGUUUCUCGAUGUCGACACCAUGACCUGGAACAAACCUGCAGUUCAUGGUCCAACGCCACUGCCUCGUUCGUUGCACACCGCCACGCUGAUUAGUCACCGUAUGUACGUCUUUGGUGGAUGGGUGCCUCUCGUCGUUGACGAUGUUAAGGUGGCGACACACGAGAAGGAAUGGAAGUGUACGAGCACGCUUGCAUGCUUGAAUUUAGAAACAUUAACUUGGGAGCAAUUGACUGUCGAUUCGCUCGAAGAGAAUGUUCCUCGUGCCCGUGCGGGACACUGUGCCGUAGGAGUUCACAGUAGACUAUACGUUUGGUCUGGACGAGACGGUUAUCGCAAAGCUUGGAACAAUCAGGUCUGUUGCAAGGAUCUGUGGUACCUCGAAGUGAGCAAACCACCAGCUCCUUCACGAGUGCAACUUGUCAGAGCUUCAACUCAAUCCCUCGAAGUCAGUUGGGUCGCGACACCAUCCGCUCAGCAUUAUAUUUUACAAAUACAAAAGUAUGACAUGCCGCCUACCAGCAGCUCUUAUCCAGCUUCUACCCCGUCAGCCAAUCCCACAACCGCAACUGCCCCCUCAGUUCCAGUGUCGCCAGCUUCUCUCUCAGCAACGCCUCCUAGCAUCAAAACCAAUCUGACUCAGGCGAUUCGCGUCCAAGCUUCAGGCCAGUCCCCCGCUCAAAAGAUAAUUGCGUCGUCGGUUGUCAGCAAGCCGUCGAGUCCAAUGGCACCCAGAGUCGCAGCAAAUGUCAUACGAAUCCGUUCACCACUCGUCAGCUCGAUUUCAGCAACGACGGAGCAAACGCCACCUGUGAACACUUCAAAUGCCGGACAAACUCCAUCUGCAAUGCUGCAAACUUUGGCUGCGGCGGCAGCUUCUUCCCCGAAAAUCAGCAUGAACAGCAUUCCUGUUUUGCAGCAGAGUGCCGGGAACACGAUUAGAAUGAAGGGGAUGCAGCCAGGACAGCAGAUACGUUUCGCAGCUCCCGGUGCGACUGUUUUGCGUGCCGCCUCCCCGCAACAGAGUAAACAGAUCAUUCUGCAGAAGCCUGGUCAGAAUAUAGCUGGUCAGCCGCAGAUUGUUCAUCUGUUGAAAACUGGACAGGGAAUGGUGACGAUGCCAAAAGUAAGUUUAAUUCCGGGCAAAACGGUACAGACUGCGGGCGCGAAACCCCUGAAUCAGGGGCCGACGAUAUUGCGACUUGUCAAUCCGAAUACCGUGGCUGGAUCGAAGAUUCUGACGACGAUGAAGACGUCCGGAAUUGUGGCGAUGAGCAAAGGACAAAAUAUUGCUGGCAAGCAGACAAUAAUGAUUACAAAGCCAGGCGGUAAUGGUGGACUUGUGGGAAGGACUAAUCAAAUAAUCGUUGUGACAACGGGAUCGGGUUUGAGAGCGGUGCAAGCUGUGACAACUUCGCAAGCUGGCGCCGGUCAAGGUGGCGCUCUCACAACGCCUGUUAAUGUGCUGCCACUCUCGGCCGCGAAUCAUGUCACAAAUCAGCAGGGUGUGAAAAUGAUUAUGGUGUCGUCGGGUGCUAUGGGUGGAGGAACGUCUGGGAAACCUAUAACAAUCACUGUGCCGGGUAUGGGAGGAAUACCGAAGACAGUGACUAUCGCCGCGAAAGGAUCGCAACAAGCCAUCUUCAAUCCGAACAAGAGUCAGAUUGUGACGAUGCCGCAGAUGCAGAAGAAUGCUGAGUCUGUCACCAUGGCUGGAAAACCGGUAACGUUACAAAUGUCUGGAGGAAUUGGUUCAAAAACUGUUACUCUGGUGCCAACAAGUAGCUCCAUUGUCACUACUUCCGGUUCUUCAGAUUCCAUUGACGCAAGCAAAUUUAUUCCCUUGCAGAAACAACCAUCAGCGUCUCUAGCUACGACAUCAGAUGGGCCAGCAACAACCGAUGCAGCCUUAGCUGCCUUGGCAGCUGAAGCUGGUUUGAUUGAUCCCGUGCAAGAGCCAUCGGGUGGAAUAUCCUUCAUGGUUGCAACGGAAGAUCCAGCUGAUAAGGCUGAUGAUGCUUGCAACGGAAAUGAGGGAGCAACAGCAGCUCUAGUUUCUCAACUGGAAGCUGGCGAGCCGAUGCAGGUUGAUGGAGAGAGCAGUUUCAUAAUUCCGCAAGUCGAUGGCGCUGCCGACAUCUUCUUGGAUGAAGAUGAAAACAAGGCCGGAGAUUCUGAGGGAGAAGCCAUGGUAGAGAAUGCAGAGGAUCCUCCCGCCGAGGAAGAGUCUGCAGAGAUGGAGCAGGAUCCCAUACCUGCUAGUACUGAUGAAACAGCCUCACAAGCUGAGAAAUCGUCGACGAAAGAGACUGAAACUUCCUUGUCCGAAUCAGCAACGGCUAAUGUAGACACGGACACUAAUACGCCCGCCGAAUCCAACGUGGAGCCGGAAAAUGUGGCUCAACAGGACGCUAAUUCUAGUGAAACGGCAGCUGAGGGAACAAGUGAACCGGAACCGCCCAGUGAAAGCGACAUGCAGGUUGAUACCGAGCCUACAGUUCCGGAAGAAGCUGCAAAGUCGGAAGAUUCUGCUGCUCCAGAAUCGGAUUCCAUUCCCCCAGAAUCGGAAUCUGUUCCCGUAGAAUCGGAUUCCGUUCCCGCAAAAAUGGAUUCCGUUCCAGCAGAAGCGGAUUCCGUUACCGCAGAAAUGGAUUCCGUUCCCGCAGAAUCGGAUUCCGUUCCAGUUGUUUCGGAAGCCUCGAGUUCGAAGGAAGAGGAGAGUAAGGAGGAAUCGAAAGAAGAAUCGAAAGAGGAAUCGAAAGAGGAAUUGAAAAUGGAAUUAAAAGUGGAGACUCAAGAGGAUGAUAAAGAUGAUCAAAUGGAGGACGAUGAUCUAGAGUUGAAAUUGCCGAAAGGAGAUUCUGAUUUAGAAGACGAGGUCCCUGUCGUGGAGAAAGAGGAGGAUAAAGUACCUCAAGAAGACAACGAACCGGAGAAAGAAGUGGAGAAGGUAGUGGAGAAAGCCGUAGAGACACCUAGCGAAACUCCAGCAGAGAUUGAACAAAAUGAUGCAACGAAAGCUAAAGAGGAUCUUGUCGAACCUAUGAUUACGGAUUCGCCCUCGCCCACACCCACGCCUGAGCCUGAGGCGAUUGACAAUCUUAAUAAUAAAGAAUCCGCUCCUGUAGUAUUGGCUCAAGAAGAGAAACCGAAAGAAGUCGUGGAACCAGUCAAAGAGCCAGUAGCUCAGUUAGUUACGAUAAAGAAAAAAGUAGUCGAACCAGAGGCUAAUCCAGCUACUAUCAGGUUGGAGAACAUAAUUAAAAUCGAACCAAAAGAAGUGGUACAUAUUAAAAAGGAACCUAUGAAAGUAGACAGGAUCGAAGAAAAUAGAUCCGAAACGAAUGAUGACUCGGCUGCCUUGACCACUUUGGCAACUGCGGCUCUAGGAACGACGGAACCACAGCCCGUUAAAGUUAAAGCAGAACAAAUUGAGGAGAAGAAAAAGGAAAUACAGUGGUACGACGUCGGAAUAGUCAAAGGAACAAACUUCACGGUCCAAAAUUAUUAUUUUCCAUCGGACGAGACAUUAGACAUAACAACGGCGUUAACAACGGACAUUUUUAAAAAUAAAACUAAAAUACCUUUAGAACCUGGUACCGCUUAUAAAUUUCGAGUGGCCGCAGUAAACAGCUGUGGACGUAGUCCGUGGAGUGAGGUCUCUGCGUUCAAAACGUGUCUUCCUGGAUUCCCUGGUGCUCCAAGUGCCAUUAAAAUCUCAAAGUCGACCGAAGGUGCCCAACUCUCUUGGGAGCCUCCACCUAGUAAUUUGGGACCCAUACUGGAGUAUUCCGUCUACCUGGCCGUGCGAAGUGCUAACGCUGCAGCCAACUCCGGGGAAGCAACGACCGUUGCUACAACACCCACUCAGUUAGCUUUCAUAAGAGUUUAUUGUGGACCCACCAAUGCUUGUUCAGUACCAAAUAGUUCCCUUAGUGCGGCUCAUGUUGACACCACAACUAAGCCGGCCAUCAUCUUUAGAAUAGCUGCCAGAAACGACAAGGGCUACGGGCCUGCAACACAAGUCAGGUGGCUGCAAGAUCCCACUACAACAGGGAAAAGUAAUCCGCAAGUAAAGAGGCCCGUGACGGAAAGUCGACCGCCGGCAGGAUCGCCGCUGAAGAAAGUGAAGCCAGAAAUCACGGGUGAUAAUUUCUCGUGAGCUAUUUUUGUCUCGUUGAAUUAAUUAAGACCACUCUUUGCGAUGAAAUUUUCGCUAGUGCCGCACCGAAUAAUGACAGAAUUUAGAUUUAGAUUCUCUUCAGUCCGGCACUAGACGAAAAAAAAAAGGAAAAGAAAAGAAAAAGUGUGAAGACGAGAGCACAGAAGUAAGUUGUGGUGUCCGAGAAACGUUGAAUUGAAAGAAAAAGAGAGAGAGAGAGAAAAAAACGAAAAAAAAAAACGUUCUCAUUUUGCGGUGCACUAACAACAAUUUGAUACCACGAAAAUAGGUUUGCCUGUCAAAUGGGCUAGAAUAUAUUUUCAGCGUCAUAGAUUUGGGGCAAAUAAUCCUCCAUAUGGGAUUCUUAUAUUAUUCAGUUAUUUUAUCUCAUAUAUAUUUUUUUUUGCAGAAUCCGAGCACAAAUACUUACAUGUAAAAGAAAGUCACUGCACUGUUAAUAAAUAAUAGAACAAAAUGUUAUUCUGGUGCAGAAGUCCUAAAAAGUAAAAUUGUGUUUUAAAAGAAAAAGAAAGAGAGAGAGAGAGAGAGAGAGAGAGAUAGUUGAUACGUCAAACUUGAUUUAAUUGUGCUUCUCGUUACUAAUUGCGGUGAAAUGUUUAAAGCUGAAAUUCUGCUCUGUCAUUGUUAAACUAAGUAAAUUUUUGAGAAAAAAGAAAAUGUAGAACGCCACUUUAAAAUGAUUUUUCUCACCUAGAAUAUGAUAUUUUUUGCCGACGAAAAAUGAUGUUACUGUAAAAAAAAAAAAAAAAAAGUGCUAGUGCUGUUUAGGAUUUUGAGUUCAGGACAAUUUUCCCCGUAAAUUGAUUAUUUCUUGAGUGAUUUAUUAUUAAGUUCAACUGAGACAAUGGCAAUAUUGUAUAAAACGAUUUUACAGUGAUUUUAUGACACGAUACUUGGUAUUUGAUUUUUCGAAAAUGUUAAGAGAGUUCACACGGCUCGGAAUUGUUAAUUUGUAACAUAUAUAUAGAGUCAUUUCCGUUUUUACAUCACCACAAAUUCCAACAACCAACUAACUAACUAAUUUCCGUCUGAAUGAAUUACAGAUGAUAUUGAUAAUUUUUAAGGCUUGUACUCAGAAUGACAAAUGUAAAAAGAAAACCUUGUAAAAGUCUCACACCUUCUUUCCGAAGACAGCAGCCUCUCAAUUUCAGUGAAUGCGUACAGAAAAUGAUAAAUAAUAUGGAAAAUUGGAUUCGAGAUUUGAGUCUUCUCUACGCUGCGUUUAGAAAAAUAAUAAUAAUAAUAAUAAUAAUAAUACAGAAAUCAAAUAAUAUUUGUAUACAUUGAUGAGAAAUUAAUUAAAUAAUUUCUACGGCUUAACGCAGCGUAGAAAUGAGUUUACUUAAAAA